This is a messenger RNA of Hibiscus syriacus, 742 nucleotides long. Its product is annotated as protein GLUTAMINE DUMPER 5-like. Gene Ontology annotation, biological process: regulation of amino acid export. The coding region runs from base 103 to 642 and encodes 179 amino acids. The record is from RefSeq and is a predicted model, not a curated record. Lineage: Eukaryota; Viridiplantae; Streptophyta; Magnoliopsida; Malvales; Malvaceae. The transcript has a single exon.
CAGCUUUGCAGGUUCACACUCUUCAUCUUCUUCUCCUCUACUUAACCAAACGACUACCUUCUCCAUUGACAACAAAUCGAAGUCUAUAAAGAAACAUUAAAGAUGAGGCCUAUUAGCAGCGGUAACACAGCAGAAGCAGCAACUAUGCCUUCAUUGUCACCGCCGGAAAAGGCGCAACCUCGCUCUCCAUGGCACUCACCCGUGCCAUACCUCUUCGGAGGCCUAGCAGCCAUGCUGGGUCUCAUUACGUUUGCUCUCUUGAUCUUAGCUUGCUCCUACUGGCGACUUUCCGGUCGCUUGGACAACCACGCUGAAGGAGGUCACGCCGAAAGGGAUGUCGAAAGCGGUGGAAAUGAGAGUGAAUCAACCAAGCCGGUGAAGGUUUAUGAGGAGAAGAUUCUGGUUAUAAUGGCUGGCGACGAGAAUCCCACGUUCUUGGCUACUCCUGUAUGCACUAAAGUUUCCACGUUCGGUGAUAAAUAUGGUAAACCCGAGGAAAAUGAAGGACCAGAGAAACCUGCUAAUGGUGAGAAAGUGAAAGAAGAGAUGGGCAGGGACGAUGAAGAACGAUUGUCAACUAUAACAGAGAACUCGGAAAACCACGAGAACCAUGCCAGCCAACCAACCCCAGACCAAAAUUAAACCAGUGAGCUUAGCUCUUACCUCUCAGUUUCUCUUCUUUUUUCUUUUUUGUUUUGUUUCUCUUUGGAGAUAGUGAGAGGUUUUUCACUGUUUUUGAUUU